AUGGAUUCCCCAGAGGGCGAGUUUGACGGCAACGAUUUUGCCAACAACCUCUUCAGCGAUCUCGCCCCCCUCCUGACGCUUUUCGGGGAGCAAGUCACAAAACAGUUCCUGUCCAUGAGUGUGGGAUGGGCCGACAACGUACUCUUGGCAAUGGGCCCCCUGGGUAUCUUGACCAUUGUUGUGAGCGCCAUUCGUGUAGCGGGUGAGACCGUACCAAACCUCAAGGCGCUCAUUGGCAGAGCAAGGGAGGACAGGGCCAGCGUUGAAGUUGAGUUACUCUCUUCAACAUCUAGGGAGGUUUGCGAAACUGUGGACAGGAACCCAAAUCGUUCGAGUACGCGGACAACCCCUCAUAUCUCAGCCGUUCAUCAUGACCGACACGGCUUGUUGGCAAAAGUGCCGCCCAACCUUGGCUUGAAUAUUAGCGGUGCUAUCCCUUCGAACCGUGAAAUGUGGAUGUGGGCUGCUCUGGGAACUGUCCUGCAACUAGCCUCGCUGGUUGUGAGCGGGACUGUCACUUAUCGUUGGAACUUGGCCCAGGUCGAAGUUCCCACCACCACAUACGGAUAUCCCUGCUAUCUUCUGGGCACUCUGCUUUUGACUCUCGGGGUUCUCCUGUGCGGACAUAUAGUUGAGACUGUCAGUAAAGAAAGGACUUUCAGAUGUAAGGCAAAAAUGCGAAAGAGAGUGCGCAUUUUUCGCAUUCAACUGGCCGCCACCGUAAACGACCAGCACUUUGACAGUUAUCUUAUCUUCAACUCCCCCGAGAAUCCUGACGUCUAUGCACCAUUCUAUCAGGGCAUGAAGAAGAAUACUCGGUAUGUUCAUUACCCUCCAGCCCGAAUACCGCUGUUUUCUAACAUCAAUAUUUGCGAGAUAUUAUGCAAUUGCAGGAUCAGCGCUGUCAUUCAUGGGCUUUGUCACACAAUAACGUACUUUAUAAGCGAGUCGGUCAUAUAA
Messenger RNA from Podospora anserina S mat+, 960 nucleotides. RefSeq lists its product as uncharacterized. Lineage: Eukaryota; Fungi; Ascomycota; Sordariomycetes; Sordariales; Podosporaceae. Bases 1 to 960 code for a protein of 319 amino acids. The record is from RefSeq and is a predicted model, not a curated record. The transcript is spliced from 2 exons.